ACGCAAAACAAUAAUAACACGGCCAAAUCCCAUGGCACACAAAAAUGAACAACGUUGAAAUUUUGUUUCUGUGUCAACAUUGAUUGGUUUUAAUACUGACAGUAAUAGUAAUUUAAUAGUAAAAACAAUUGAAAUCAAUUUUAUAAUUGGAGCAAGGAAUCGACGACAUGCAAACAUUCGUUGAGCUGGAUAACAACGACUUUUCGCGUCUUAUGCUGCGGACAAAGGUGAUCAAGUUAAUCCAGCGUAUACAGAAGGAGCUUUAUGACGACAUGGUUAUUGAAGACAGACUCGAGGAAGAUGAACACGAGAACGGCGAAGGUAGUAAAGAGAGUGGAAAAAGCAAUGAAGACCCAUUGGAGGGUAGUAACGACUACCAAGGAAUCACACUCGAAAAGGUCAUCGAUAUAAACAUUAUUUUCAAACGAUCUGCAAACGCUAAGGCAAUCAUUGAAGUGCUCAAGGAAGGACAUAAACCAAACGACAAAUGCAUGAACGACAUAAAGAAUGUUCUCUGUGAGUUCCUGCAGUCGGUGUAUGGAUUCCGCCCGUCUGCAUUCCAUAAAAAUCUAUUGGCUCAAAGCCUUGUGCGGUCAUAUCCAGCCUUGAUGUCCUCGAAUCCGGAUGUACCGCAAGCAUUAUGGUUCCAUCCAAAUGCACGGGGCAAAAAUCAUCACAGCGGUCGUUUGCACUACCAUAUGGAGUACCUGGCCAGGAAAUCCGGAGUUCGUAUCGUUCAUCGGGGCACAAGGCAGACUGAGGAAACAAACGGCACAGAAGAAACUGGUGCUGACUCUGCAAAUUCAGGAGAAGAAGCUGAUAUGGUAGCAGUGGUACAGGAGCUGAAAUUCUUAUGCCCAGGGCCGAACACAAAACUUCGCGCUGAAGAGCUUUGGCAUCUCACGUUCAACGAACGGAAGGAAAUGCGCCAAAAUCGGACAUUCCAUGUGUACCUCGAGACGUACCCUGCUGCUACUGCCUUUAACGGAUCCUUGGUAAGCAUCGGUCAAGGUUAAUGGAUGUAUUUGGGCCCACCUGUUUGAUUAACUUUGUUCAGCAUAUUAAAAUCGCUAAGGCUUCUGUUAACAUUAAUAUUUAUUUUGAUUUCUAACCAAUUUUAUGUGCCAAAAUAACUUCGGGAGGGUAACAUACACCCAUUACUCUAUUUGGUGACCAUACAGUCAGGUCUUCUAUAAAACGCAGCCAUGCACUUUACGUCCACCACAAUUUGUGACCUGUCUCAACUGCCUUUUUAAAGUGUGAAUAGUGGGUCCUAGUAUGAGCUUCCCACAUACAAUACAAUGAACUAAAUGGGUUGCAAGACAGCCGAGUAGUUGAGGUGGGUAUAAAAUGUGAGUGGCAGCGUCUAAGGAGACCAGACUGUACAUUAUACCCGUCAUUAGUAAGGGCGUUGUUGCUUAAUGUAAUAUUUGUCUAUUUAUCACAGAUUUCAUUGGAAUUUCAUUUGAUGCACCCGAACGCUCCAGACUUUGAUGAAAAACUCGCACAAUUCCAACAGAAACUAUUGUCACGUUACAGUGACUUUUUCAAACACGUCAAAAACGGUGAGUUGCAUAAUCAUUUAGUUAAAAAUUACUUUACUGACCACUUGAACCAUCUUUUUCUAGACUUCAUUCGCAUGCUGAUGAUAAUUCGUCAAAAGUGCCCGAGUCGUGGUGCCAAGCGCACUCGAGACGCCGACCCUGCAAAGGAGAACAUACUGAAGGGAAUCGUCGAAUGGAUCAACCCUGAAGAUCCG
Molecule: messenger RNA, 1759 nt
Organism: Aedes albopictus (Asian tiger mosquito)
Lineage: Eukaryota; Metazoa; Arthropoda; Insecta; Diptera; Culicidae
Exons: 6
Coding region: 168-1016 (282 amino acids)
Source: RefSeq, a predicted model, not a curated record